AAAUAUGAUCAGAAUAUCAAUGUGCCUAAUAAUUAUUCACGCACUGUAAAGAUGUGCUCACUUUACACAGAGUGCGCGUGAUCGCGAAAUCGAACGUGAAAGUGAACUGCGAGCGCUUAUUCAAAUGUUAUUUCAAUACCCCACAUAUUAAUAGCGCGAAAAUUAUAUACAAUACAGAAUGUUUGCAGGAGUCAGAAACUCAGCAGGAGCGGCUUAAGAAAACUCCAGGCUGCACAUAAACACACGCUAGGUUUUUUUCAUUCUGUCUUUGACAACACAUAUAGGACAAUUUUUGAAAUAGCGCCAUAAACUAAAUUUAUUUCAAAUUUAAUUCAAGCACUUUCAAGGACCUAUGUUUGUUUUCAAGUACUUUCCAGGCCUUGAAUCCAUAUGUCUGAAAUUCAGAUACUUUCAAGAAGCGUGGGAACCCUGAUCAUAUAGGAACACUAAUACUGGCAGAAUGUACUCGGGAAAACACAUGUUCUGCAAUUGUGGUCUUGGACACAGACAUCAGGUCAUGUUUUGCUCUCUUACUUCACUUUUCAUAGAAAUAUACAGAGAAACCUGAAACAUGUUGCUGGCACAUGGUAAAUACCAUUAUCAAGAGUUAUGGUUAUGAUGAUGGUGAAUAACAACAGUAUUUAAAAAUGGAAAUACAUAAGUGGCGGUGGGUGUGGGCCAAUGAAAUGGAAUAUACUAAUUUAUUUUUUUAUUUUUUUCCUAGACAGUUGCUAGUGUUGCCUAAUAUCAACAUGCCAUGAGUGAUGCAUAUGAUCUUUCAAACUGAAACCUUUUUGGAAAAAUGUCAUGGCACUUCUAGAGGGGAAGCUUUUGUGGUAAGGCUAGACUGCGUAAAACCAGAAUGAGAAAAGUCUUGUUCUUGACUGAUAUACAGAUACAUCAAGGACCCAGACAAGACUUCAGGAGAGAGGAAAUAGCUAUUUGUCUUGAAUUGCUGCAUCUGAGCUUCACCUGAUCAACCAUGCCACAUCUUUUCGCUGAUAUUCCAGACAAACUGCGUGUGAUACUGUCACAGGCUGCAAAUAUAUUUCUAGCUGUUGUUCUGAUUUACAUUGUUCAGUACAUCUUUAAUUCUGAGUUUUCAUGCUCCUGCACACUUGAUUUUCAUUUAAUUGGGUACAUUUACAUUAUUGUCAUUCCUCUGAUAUUGUUCUUCAUUUUAAAAAUAGUUAGACAAACCACAACAAAGGUUUGUGCUGUCAGUUGCGGCGGUCUCUGUUCUCACAUCUUCCAGUUUUUUGGAAUCUAUCUGUUUUGGUGGGGAUUUGUCCUUUUAGAUGGAGACCUUUAUGUUUGUAUUGUGACCAAAUUUAAUGACUCACUGGUUGAAAUUCCUUGCAAGGAGAAACACACUCUUCAAGAAAAGAGCAUGAUUACAAUCUACAAAAACUUUUCACAGUCUUUGGGUUACAUCCUCAUAGCUGUUGGUUUCUUUGGAUGGUGUCUGAUGUCAAACACCAAGAUUGGGAUUUGUUGUGAUAAAUGCUGUCAGAAGUAUCUGAAGAACUGCUGUAAAAGAAAGCCCUAUUACAAGAGGCGGUAUGAGGAGCUUCUGUCCGAGGAAACUGAUGAAUACUUGGAUGAACAAUUGAGACAAAUAGCCAAGACGAAAGCAAAAGGUGUAUGUUCGAAGUACAUCAAUUCUAUUGCAUCAAACCAGAUAAGUCAAGAAAAUGAACAAACUUCAAACACUUCACAGACUUCAGAAACAUCUAUAAAUGUUGAAGAUGCUUGGCCUAAAAUAUCACAAGCAGAUUUUAUACACCUGAGCAUUCGCGAACAAUGUGACGAAAAUAAUGUUGUUUAUCAGAAUGAUGGUUGAUUUCAAUAACUGUCCGCUAUUUAUUGGUUUAAUUCAAGAAUAAUAAUUUAAAAAUAAUCAAUUUCAGAUGAAACCAUUGGAAUGUUUGUAAAUACCAUCAUCUAGACCAUCUUCUUUAUACACCAAGAAUAAAUCAGUAUUGUGUUUUCUGCCACUGAUAAUAAUAUGAAAUAAUCACAAGUUUUUAGCAAAAAAUAAGCCAGUACUUUCUGUUAGAAAGCCUUUUGAAUAUCUUUGAUUAUCUUUGACAUUUUGUUAUAAAAUAGUCGCUGCACUCAGUCAAGUGCUGCAAUG
Molecule: messenger RNA, 2137 nt
Organism: Onychostoma macrolepis
Lineage: Eukaryota; Metazoa; Chordata; Actinopteri; Cypriniformes; Cyprinidae
Exons: 2
Coding region: 983-1843 (286 amino acids)
Source: RefSeq, a predicted model, not a curated record